GCUCCCGCUCCGUGCCCUGCGCUGUUUGGGGCUGCCCCGGUUCUGUACCGGCACAUCACACCCCCUCCCUUCCUUACCGAGGUUAAACGCAUCCCGCUGAGCUACAGGCAGCCGGUGCUCAGCGCCCUGCUGGGGGUGAGCGGGGGUUGCGCUGUACCCAGCCCCGGGGGGAGGCAGAGCGGAGGGGGCUGCCCCGGUGCCAACCCCCGGGGGUGGGGGGACACACAGCGCCCGGCCCCGCUGUGUUCGGAUCCCGCCUCGUUUUACUGUGUGGAGAGGGAGGAAAAAUCCCAAACCAGCUGCGUAAAUGAGUAUGGAAGAUUAUGAUUUCCUCUUCAAAAUUGUUUUAAUUGGCAACGCCGGUGUGGGGAAGACCUGCUUGGUGCGACGUUUCACCCAGGGUCUCUUCCCACCAGGCCAAGGAGCCACGAUCGGGGUUGACUUUAUGAUUAAAACUGUGGAGAUAAAUGGUGAAAAAGUAAAGCUGCAGAUCUGGGACACGGCAGGACAAGAGCGAUUCCGCUCCAUAACACAGAGCUACUACCGCAGUGCCAACGCCUUGAUACUGACCUACGACAUCACCUGCGAGGAGUCCUUCCGCUGCCUCCCUGAGUGGCUGCGGGAAAUCGAGCAGUACGCCAGCAACAAGGUCAUCACUGUGCUAGUGGGUAAUAAGAUUGAUUUAGCUGAUAAGAGGGAGGUCUCCCAGCAGAGAGCGGCGGAGUUCUCCGAGGCGCAGGACAUGUACUAUCUGGAAACCUCAGCAAAAGAAUCAGAUAAUGUGGAAAAACUCUUCCUGGACUUAGCCUGCCGGCUGAUCAGCGAGGCCCGGCAGAACACCCUGGUGAACAAUGUCUCAUCCCCAUUACCGGGAGAGGGUAAAAGUAUCAGCUAUUUGACUUGCUGUAAUUUUAAUUGAAGAGCUGGGAUGUGAUCCCCCAUCCACCAUGGGCCCUGAAGAUUUUUCGCCAGGAUUUGUCUCCUCGGAUUGAAUUCCGCCUUGACCCAUCUGACUUCCUCGCAGUCAGGUCGCAGACCUAGAAGCAUGGCAGGCUGACAGCUCCAGCUGCAUGGCAACGUAGCAGAAUAUAACGUGGUUCACAUUUAAUUUUUCUUGCAGUCUCUGGAGUGGGUUAGGAGAAAGGAGAGUUGCACAAGAGCUUCAUGUGAUGCAGAAAAUGAGCUAUUGCGUUUCCUUCUGGGAGAGAUUAGAGCAACCUCUCUUGGGGAAGAUUUGGAAGAGGUAAAAAUCUCUCUUACAGAACAAUGUGUUUGUUCCUUUUUAAAAGAAGAAAAAAAAACAACGAUGAGCACUGACCCAGGACUUUGCUGGCAAUCUUGCGGGCAGCCAGCUGAGUGAAUUCUUGGGACGUGUAUAUAGAGUCUUUGUGGAGGAAGGUGUUUGAAAUUGUGUUAUGUCUCUCAUCUACAGGCACUUUCAUGGACAUGGAAUAAUAAUAAUUAAAAAAAUGUUAUGCAUCUCAACAUUUCCAAACAGCAGUUUGAGAAGACAUGGAUACAGCUCCGUUGCUCCCUUUGGUGCUAGCAGUUCAGCAAAUAUUCCAUAGACCAAAUGUAGUUUUACUACAUUGCUGUCCUCUGAAUGUGUAACCUAUACUGAUUAAGAAAAGAACACUAAUAAGCACUGUUCAUUAAAAUCUCAUUACCUCUUUUUCUAGGCCUGAACAUAGCGAGAAGUGACUGUGCUUCUUUGAUCACUGCAGGAUGAAAAGGCUUCCUGGAAAUAUUAGAAACACGUAACUAAGAAAGUGUCCCUCCUCUAAUUAGUAAUGUCCAAAAGUGAAAAAAUGCCUUGGAAAAUGUUACUGGAGGAACAGAAGAAGUGCACCAGACAUGACCAAAAUGUUUUGUGUGCGCUGAUUGUGCAGAAGGGUUCAAAGAGAGCACAGUUCAAGUGGCAGCCUGCAAUAUGUCUGGGUUAAAAAUAAAGCUUGUAGAUAAAGUUCCCUCUGGAAAGGCAGGCAUACAAUUUUGUAGAGAUUUUCUUUUUUUAGUGCUAAAUGGCAUCGUUCUGUGUCUGACCCUUCUGGCGAUCUCCUUACGGAACUGUUCCCUGAGAAGCUGGGGAUGGUAUCUUCUUGACCUCUCUGCUACAGUAGCUUUCACAUUCAGGGCUGUAGAGUCUUUUGCUUUACUCAAUGCUUAGUGCUCUUAAUCUCAGACUCCAGCGUAUGUGUAACUAUUUAGGCAGUUCCUUUCUACGAAGCCCCUGAAGUGGAAGCGUUACAGAGUCUGUGUUAUACCUCGAGUGCCAUAUGCGAACGAUGCAAAUUUACACACUGACUUUAAAGCAGAAUUGGAAGAUAUCGAAUGCGCACACGGGAGAUGGGUUUUAGAAGCUUGAGUUCGGUUUAGCUGAUCCAGGUAUAUCUCUCCUGACAAUUACAUGGCUGUGAUAUGCUGUAUUCUAAAGUUAAUAUCAUUCGGCAUUUACUGAGGACUAUAACAGAGCUUUUGUAUUGACGUAAAAGCUGCCAGUAAGUUCCUCUUGAAAAUAAUAAUAAUAAUAAUAAAAAGGAAAAGUAGCAUUUUAAAAUGCUUUUUCACAUUUUCCUGGAAAGAUUUCUUUGGGUUGUAUCAUGGCGUGCCUUUGAUCAGUAAUGGUGAUAUAUGUAUUUGAGAGAGAGGGGAUAGUUGUGUCAUAUGGCCAUUUAAAGUAUUUUCUCGCUAAUUUUACGUCACUUUCUGCUUUCAUGAUUAGUGCUAAAAAUUAAGAAGUAGAAAUUGUGGUACAAAUCUUGCUUGUCAUUGAGGUAAGACUUUGCAAAGUGCUGCUGCAGGCAUUACAUUUUGGGGAAAUACGACUGAUGCGCUGGUCUGCACCGGUCCUUUUUGGUCGCUGCUCAGAAAGGUGUGGGGCUUCAUGGCUUCUGCUCUUCUGAGUUGUGUGGUACAGCUUAUGAGAGCAUUGUCUUUCUUGAGCAUUCCCCAGGUUGCCAAAUGCAGCCUGAUCUGAGCUUGCUCAGACCACCCAAUACCAGAAUAGCUGCUUCUGUUUAUAGCAAGACUCAGGGUGUUACAGGUAAGGAAACACUUGAGUUAAAAAUCAGUAUUCCAUGUGUUCAAUCUCUAAAAGCUUUUACUCUCUAGAUGCUGGGCUUGAUAGUAUAUAAUUGAGUAGAGGGGCAGCUCUGUGGCCAAGUGAACUGAGGAGGAAGGAGUCUGCCCAUUGAAAUGCCAGCAGGUUCAGCCUGGCUCCCAAAACCAUCAAAGCUGGGCAGGUAAAUCUUAGUGAAUAUCAGUAUCGGUGCAUUUCCAAAUGCUCCUUGUGUCAUUUCUGGAAGUUGUACUCUAAUACAUCAUUAUGACUGAACUAAUCAAAUAGCAGAAGCUGCUAACAUUAUUUUCUUGAGAAUUCUCUUGGAGGUUUCCAGAAGGCAAAGUCUCUUUUUUGGUCCUUUCCUAACAUGUAGAUGGCUAUUUUGGAGGCUCGCUACCUACCUGCAAGCACUGGUUCUUAUUGCUAAAAAAUCUUUGUGCAAGGCCUCCACCUCCAGACAGCAAUGUGCUCUUCCAGAGCAGUGGAGUGCUGUGGUAGGGCCAAUGUUGCAUCUGACUUCUCCAGGGACAAAUCUGAAGCUAUUCCUUUCAAAGUUAAUUCAGUGUAGACUCUUAAGAAAUUGAAGUGAGGGUGGUAUGUUUGAUUUUACAAGGUAAUAAGCCAAAGCUGCAGCUUGAAACAUGUUGGGGUUUUUUUUCUGCAGUUAACAAACACAGUACUGCUUCAAGAGGCAAUGUUUUAUUGCAGCAGCUCCUUUGAAGGAGUGAUAUUUCUCUACCUUGUAAUAUCCCUCUGGGACAUAAAGCCCAUCUUUCCACCUAGCACUGAGGACUUAUCUUCAGAUCUGAUCCUCUGCUGAAGGCUCUGCGAUCAGAAGAGGAGCUUUUUCAACUGCUAAUGACACCGUAUAUUGUAGCAGAUUGAUCAGAGUUGAAAAACUGAAGGAGAUAUAAGAAUACAAAUCCCAGUUAUCUCACAGUUGUCUCUCCAACUCUGACCAGCACCUUGCUGGAUGACUGGGUUUUUGAGAGCUGCCCGUGAAAGCUUUGUGAUGCUCCCUGGGUUAGAUGUCCAAAACCCACACAGAAUUGAUGCGAUGGGCCAAAUUUGACUGGAAAUCUUCUCCACUAUCAAGAGAGCAUGGCAUUGCUUUUGGCAUAGCUGCAGGGUUUUGAUGCUUUUUCAGGGUGGUACACACAGUCAUGGUGUAAUCUUCUUAGUUCUGGGUGAAAAGCGGAUAUUUAUAGUAGUGCCCUAAUUAAACCUUUUCUUUAAACGUUUUAGCACAUUGAAUAGCUCCAAGCAUAAGCCAGUGUCAAAUGGCCAACAGGUUUUUGUUUGCUCUUUAGCAAACCUGUUUGGAGAGAUUUGUGAAAGCAUCGCCUGAAAACUAGGUGGUCUAAGCUCUGUUAUCCCAUUCAGCUGUUGAUUCCCUCAGGAUGAUGUUGGGUAAACCACUGAGUGUUCUGUGCUUCUGCUCGCUCUUUGUGAGGUACUUCCAUCAGUAUUUUCCUUUAGGCAUUUACUGUAACGUGCUGGAAGAAGCCCUGAUUCCCAUCUGUUCUUAUUCAAGUUCCCCACCAGAGAGCAAGUGCUGGGAAAAAAAACAAACAAACAAUACAACAAUAUCCUAUCUGCCCUUUAGGAAAAAGAGUUUUGGUGGGAAAAAAUGAAAUUAUUGGAUGUCUCUUUAUACUUCAUAUCUCACUUUGAUGUGCAGGUAAGUCACUUGAGCUGCAGUGGGAUAUGUGUUUGUACUGAAUGCUGAAUGACUUUGUGAUCGUUAUUUAAUGAAAACCACAUGUAAGGAGUUGCCAGACACGAUGCUUUGUUCUUUGCUGUAGGAUGCAUGAAACAGCCCUUACAAUCUGUGAGCCUGCUGGUGCUGUUUGUCUUUUUGGAAAUAGCUGUAUCAGUAACAGUGGGCUCCCGCUAGUCUACAUUUAGUGGCUAAUGGCUAUUGAAUUCCUUCAGCAUCGGUAAUAAUAGCCACAGGCAGAGGUUGACACAGCAGACAGUGAUUUGAAAAGAGGGAAAGUCGAAAUUAGUGAUGCAGAAGUAUUGUGGGUGUACACAAGUGGGACGACAUGCUUUCCCCAGCUUUUGCUGGCAAGGGAUGCAAUUAGUUAUAGUCAGACCCACUGGGUUUUGCAUUGUUCCUUCUCCCAAAGGACUGCUGUUUGUUCAGCUGCUUUUCCACUUGUUCUGUCUUUCCAGUCUGUAAGUCAUGCUGUGAUGUUGAGCUGAUGUAAUUUCUGUAGUUGGAGACUGAAUUCACUUGGGAAACAGGUGAAAUUCUCUGGCUAUUAAAAUAGGUUGAGGAAAUGUAUGGGAUGCACAGUCUUUUGGGGCUGCCAUUGUGGCCUGACAGAACUGCAGAUGCUGUCGUAGAGAAAACCUGUCCUGGCUGUGGGACAUGCUGGAUAUACAGUCCUGUGUGCAAGGAGAGAGAGCUGUGCAGAGCUCAAAAGGUGAGGUGAAGAGAUGUUCCUCCUCUUGGGAUUUCCUCAAUCCAGUCCUCUUUAAAAAUGCAGUUGUGACUUAGAUUUUGAUUGCUCUGGAUUUUAAUAAGGGAUGCUUUGAAUUUGAGUCUUACCUGAGAUUUUUCUGCCUUGUUGCUUUCAGUAUCCAAGACCCCAAUGCCCAUGUACCCUCCCCCCCAGAGUCUGCCAAGUGGAAGACCAUUUUGAGUUUAAAAGAUAUUUUGCAUUGCUGUUGAGCACACAUGGAAACUCUCAUAAAUAUGGUAAGGGCUCACCAGGAAACACAUUGGAGCCCAAGAAAACAGAAACUUCUAGAGUCAUAGAAUGGCUUAGGUUGGAAGGGACCCAUCCAGUUCCAACUCUGGGCUGUGGGCAAGUUGCUGCCUACCCUCCAACCUGUCAUUGGGCACCUCCAGGGACGGGGCACCCACAGCUUCUCUGGGUAACCUGUGCCAGGGCCUCACUGCCCUGUGAAUAAAGGAUUUCUCCCUGACAUCUAAUCUAAAUGUCCCUUUUUCUUUGGUUUAAUGCCAUUCCCCCUUCUCCUAACACGAUCAAAGUGAAAGGCCAGUGAAAGAUGUUAUGUCAAAAUUUGGCUCUGAAGCCGCUCUCUCUUUUCUUGUAUCAAAUCUGUCCUCUUGUUGCUGUGGGUAGUAAUUGUUCUAGUUGCUGUCCACAAAGAAAGGAUUGACAUUUUGAAGGACAGAGCUGUUUUCUGCUGGCAGUGAGCAGUGGGGAGCCGCUCACUUGGCUUCCCACAAGUGAUCAGAGCAUCCUAAGGAAAGCAACCCAAAAGGAACCAGUCUUUGAAAUGCAAUCACCCACUUAAAUUGUAGCUAAAUGUCCCAUAAAGGUUAUAGAUCUCCCAUCUGCCUCCUUUUAGGAUUUAUCUUGGCUGGGAAAACAGACAGCAGGGCCUGCUGCCUUGCUCUGAUUUACCUCGCUCACAAGCUGAAAGGACCCAAAGCCUCCUGCUGCCAGGCAUGCUAUAUCUGGCUGAGAUGGAUGGCCAGCUGUCAUCACCCAGGGAUGCGAUCGCACCCUUUCCCCUCUUGCGAAUGAGCUGUAAUCCAGGAGUAAAAAGCAGGCAGAGUUAAGGGUGCUGAGUUUUUUCCUCCAAGUUGGGAGUCGUGGAUCCAGAUCCUACCAUGCCCUUCCAAGUAUGGAGGAGGUAACUGGGGAAAGAUAACAUAGGCAUAGCUGAAAAUGAGAUGAUAAUGACUAAGUUGGACUGGAAAUGUAGCUGGAAAUCAGCACCCAGAUCAAGCUGUGGGUGUCCCUGUUUUGUUUUGUUUUUUUUUCAGGGCAGUUGGACUAGAUGGCUUUUAAGGGUCUCUUCCAACUCAAACUAUUCUGCGACUCAAGGGAAUAUCAGUAAUAGAUUAUUCUGGUUUUAGGAGUAUAGCAAGGGUUACAAACUCAGCUUUCCUGGCCAUGGAUAAACAAGAGCUGGCUGUGCUGUACUCGGGUUGUUUCCACAUUAAUAUCAAUCUAUUAGCACUUCCUGGAUGUGAUCGUGUCGUUUGAAGCCAUCCUCCUUUUCCAGCAGGUUCAGAAGAUAAUUUUAGCUCUGAUUAGUGCUAUAAUUAAAUAACUGAGUCCCAGGCUGGGGCAGCAGGUGCCACCCGUGCUGCUGCUUUUUCCACCACUCAUCCUGGGGGAACGUUCCUGAGGAUGUGUUUGUGAGCACACUGCAGUAGUGUCCUGCAGAGCAUCUGGAGCCCGGCCUGCUUCGCUUCUGCUUGCUUUCUUUCUUGGUUGUUUUCUAAUAUGUUUGUGACUGUCCCCUCUGUGCUGUGCGGCCUCACUGCCAGCAUUGCACCAGAACAUAAAGGCAUUAAAUGUCCUCAGCAGAGGAGCUGAGGGGAGGCCUGAUGGUGGCUGCAGCCCCUCACAGGGAGCAGAGGGGCCACGAGGGGCAGGUGGGGGUGAAGGAAAAGGGCUGCACCAGAGGGUGGUGGGCAGGGAACAGCCUGCACAGGGCAGUGGGCACAGCCCUGAGUGCCGGAGCUCAGGGAGUGUUUGGGCAGUGCUCUCAAACAUUGGGUUUGGAUAUUGGGUGGUCCUGCGUGGAGCCAAGAGUUGGGCUUAAUGAUCUGUGUGGGUCCCUCUCACCUCGGGAUGUUCCCUUUCUCUAUAAGUACUCUUACCCUUUCGGAGGAUGUGAUCAAGGGCUCUCUGGUGUCACAUGAAUGGAUGUGGAGCUGGAGGGAAGAACAGUUCCUUAAGCCAACAUUCCAGGGGAGAAAAAGCCAUCUGAUGAAAGCAGGGAGGAGAUCUGGUGCUGGUUGCUGUGCUGGAUUUGAGCCUCUCUCUCUCUCUCUGGAUUCCAGCAGAACAGUUUGAAAUGUGCAGUUUUCAGCAUAAUGUGAUGUGCUGCAGCUAUGUCACAUCCCUUUCAUUCCCCACAGCUGUUUACAAAAGAAAAACAAAUAACUCAGCCUGCUGGGAUGGGAGCAGCUGCAGUCACUCAGCUGUCAGUGCGGGACAGGCCUUUCUGCUCCGCUUUUAUUUCCACUUCACUCUGUUCUGCUGCGCACAUUCGGUUCUUCUGUGAAUUUACAGAUUAUGAGAGUUUUUUUUUCCCCAGCUGCCUUUGAUCUGUACUGAAAGACGCACCCAGAUCUGCUCUGAAUCCAUUAAUACGUUGAGUAGGCAUUUUAAUUUUCUGUUUCCUGGCUUGUUUCCCUUUGUCAUGUUACUGAACUGACAAAUUCUCCGUACUCCGCUUCAUGUUUGGCUUUUUAAGUCUAAAACGUUUCCCCUCUCCUGAAAAGCUGUGAUAACUCCUAGUGAACUUAUCGAGGCGUUUUCCACAGAAGAAAAACUGAAUUGCUCUCAGUGCUGAUUACUACCAAAUCAAUCCUGGAGCAUGUAAUUCUUUUUACACCGCGAACAAAGUACAUUUUAUACCAUCAUCUGCAGCUUGAAUUGUAGUUUAGAAGCCUGCUGAAGCCCUAAAAGCUGCAUUUUGUUUGCAGCUCCCAUGCCAGUGAAAUGACAGCAUUAAAGGAAUUUCCUGGGCUGGAGCUUUUCCCACACAUUUGGCCGUCUUGCAAAGACCCGCUGUCUUUCCCCCCCCCCCC
This is a messenger RNA of Coturnix japonica (Japanese quail), 8591 nucleotides long. RefSeq names its product RAB30, member RAS oncogene family (gene RAB30). Gene Ontology annotation, biological process: Rab protein signal transduction. The record is from RefSeq and is a predicted model, not a curated record. Gene Ontology annotation, molecular function: GTPase activity; GTP binding. NCBI's taxonomy places the organism in Eukaryota, Metazoa, Chordata, Aves, Galliformes, Phasianidae.